AUGUCCCAAUCCAUCUCCCAACCCCAGACAACCCCCGACCUAACCCUCUCCUCCCUCGACUCUUCCCCUCCAAUCGCCUCCACCGCGCACCUAAGUCACGUCUCCUACCUGUUCGGCUACCCAAUCGCACACUCCCUCUCGCCUCUCCUCCACAACACCAUAUACAAGCAUCUGAACCUCUCCUACGCCUACCACCUCUACGAAACCCGCUCUCUCGCGUCAUGUCUCGCGCUAACCCACAGCCCGAAAUUCUUCGGCGCCGCAGUCACCAUGCCGCACAAAGUAGCCAUCAUCCCCUACCUCGACGUCUUGACGCCCGAAGGAGAAGCCAUCGGUGCUAUCAACACUAUAUUCCUGAGAAACUCGCCUGAUGGGCGGAGAUUACUUUGCGGGACGAACACAGAUUGCAUUGGGAUCCGAGAAGCUAUUCUGCAGAACGUGUCUAAAGAGGCAGCUAAAGAAAUGGAAGGGAAGCCGGGGAUGGUUAUCGGUGGCGGUGGCACGAGUAGAGCGGCUGUGUAUGCGCUGAAGCAUUUUUUGGGGUGUGGUGAGAUUUAUUUGGUUAAUAGGGAUAAGCGAGAAGUUGACCAGGUCAUUGCCGAGUGUGAGAGUAAGGGGUUUGGUGAGGGGUUAAGAUUUGUGGGAAGUGUAGAGGAGGCAAAGAAGCUGCAGGCGCCGAGGCUAGUCAUUAGUGCUAUUCCGGACUUUGAGCCAAAGACAGAGGAGGAGAUUAUGACGAGGAGGGUUAUCGAAACGAUGUUGGGGAAAGAGGAGAAAGGCGAGAUUUUGGAGAUGUGCUAUCAUCCGAGUCCGGAUUCGGCUAUCGCAAGGAUUUCCCAGAGGAGCGGGUGGCAGGUUAUUGGAGGUGUAGAGGCUAUGAUUUGGCAGGGCUUGGAACAAGACAAGAUUUGGUUGAGGAGGAGGAUUAGCACAUUGCCUGUUGAGAAGGUGAAAGAGGUUAUUGCUGCUAAAUUGUCAAAACCGAAGCUUUGA
Messenger RNA from Mollisia scopiformis, 993 nucleotides. RefSeq lists its product as uncharacterized. The record is from RefSeq and is a predicted model, not a curated record. Gene Ontology annotation, biological process: shikimate metabolic process; chorismate biosynthetic process. NCBI's taxonomy places the organism in Eukaryota, Fungi, Ascomycota, Leotiomycetes, Helotiales, Mollisiaceae. The coding region runs from base 1 to 993 and encodes 330 amino acids. Gene Ontology annotation, molecular function: shikimate 3-dehydrogenase (NADP+) activity. The transcript has a single exon.